CCACGUCCCAUCAAGAAGCAUCCAUAAGCUCUCCACCUGUAUUCAUAUCUUCUAAAUUUGUACUGCACAAUUGUAAUAUCAGACAAUCUGUGGAUUUUUUUCUUUUGUUUUUGCAGAUAACAAAUGCAGACGUCCAUGAUAAGAGCCUUGUGCAGACCAUCAAAACUAUUCAAAGGCGCACCCAUUUCAUUCUCACAACAAUUUUCCUCAUAUCAUCAUAAUCAUAUGUUCUCCACUGGUGAAGACGACAUACAACAAGGUUACAGAGAGGAUAUGGUGGAGUCAUAUGGGCUUGCCUAUGCUACAAGGUGCUCUGAUGAGGGCUAUGGUGAAAGGUAUGGAGAGAGUGUUAGAGAAAAGGUGGACAAGGAGGACAUGAAAGUGUCGUUGGGGCUUGCCCAUGCCACAAGGUUCUUUGGGAAGGGCAACAAGGAAGGUUAUGAGGAGAGCAUAACAUUAAGCAACCAACAUGUGGGUGGUGAGGAUAUGACAAAGUCAUUUGGGCUGGCCUAUGCCACAAGAUGCUCUGAUGAGGGAUAUGGGGAUAGGUAUGGGGAGAGUGUUGAAGUUGGGGGGAAGUGUGGAGAGGGUAUUGAAGUGUUGGGCAAACAAAAUUUGGAGGAAAAGGAUAUGGGAAAGUCAUUUGGGCUUGCCUUUCCUAGAGAGUGCUUUGACACGGACUACAAUGGAAGGCAUGGUGAUCAAAAAGUGGAUGAGGAGGAUAUGACAGAGUCAUUUGGGCUUGCUUAUGCUACAAGGUGUUCUGAUGAGGGGUAUGGGGAAAGGUAUGGAGAGAGCAUCAAAGUGUUGCGCAUUGAUGCCAGGAAAAUGGAGUUAGAGGGCCAUUUUUGAGUGCAAUUCUCUUGCCAUGCAAGUUGGAAGUCAUAAUGAGCAAGUCAGUGGUCCUCCCGUUGAUCAACAACCAUCCACUCAUACAAUGUUGAAAAUGUAAAAGAAGUUAUUCUCAAAUCUAUUGAAGUUUUUAAUCUUAAAAGGCGGUUUCUUGGUAUUAAGUUUAGUUUUACAUAUGUAUUAACUAUAACAAAGAGUGAUUAAAUAUAAAAUAUUGUAUAGGUAUGAAGCUAGAUGUAAUAUUUUAUUAGUAGUGGUUGCUUAAAUCUAUAUGGGGCUUGGCAAUCCCUAUAUUUGUAUCUA
This is a messenger RNA of Cryptomeria japonica (Japanese cedar), 1155 nucleotides long. RefSeq lists its product as uncharacterized. Lineage: Eukaryota; Viridiplantae; Streptophyta; Pinopsida; Cupressales; Cupressaceae. The coding region runs from base 124 to 852 and encodes 242 amino acids. The transcript is spliced from 3 exons. The record is from RefSeq and is a predicted model, not a curated record.